Messenger RNA from Drosophila kikkawai, 2992 nucleotides. RefSeq names its product stoned A (gene stnA). NCBI's taxonomy places the organism in Eukaryota, Metazoa, Arthropoda, Insecta, Diptera, Drosophilidae. The record is from RefSeq and is a predicted model, not a curated record.
AGUUCAAAUCAGAGGUAAAGCCCCGAAACAAACGAAAGAAUAAGAGUCUCCGCAUCGAAAGCGAAAACGAGAAAAGAAAAGCCAGGCGCAUCAGCGAUUUGUAACGAAUUUAAGCAGAAUCUGACGGAAUAACAACCGAGAAGGCGGCGUUUCAUUCAAUAAUAAUAAAAAAAAAAAAAUCCUAGAUAAAGAUACAAGAUUAUAUAUACUCGUUCGUAAUCCUGCGUAGACUCCAAGCCUCCAAUUUCCUGCCCACAAACAAAAAAUAAAUAAAAAUAACUAGAAACAAAACUCAACAGGAAGUGACCAACGUGUCCAAAACUAUUUGCAGACCGAUCUCGAUGUCUCCGCAAUUAGAUAAUGCUUAAGCUACCAAAGGGCCUAAAAAAGAAAAAGAAGAAGUCGAAAAAGGACCAGGAGCUCUUCACCGAGGAGGAGCUCGAGCAGUACAAGCGCGACCUCAAGGCGAAACAGGAGGCGGCGGCCAACAAAUCGGACGCCGGCGAAUCCGACGGUGCCGCAUCAGAAGCUGAGCACGACCACGAACAUCAUCAUCACCAGCAGCAGCAGCACCAAUCGAAUCAAGUAGCCACCAGUUCGGGAUCAGGAUUUGCUGGUCAAGAGGAGGAUUCACAUCAUCAUCACUCUCAUUCACAUAGCCAAGGUGCUGGCGCCGCUGCCGCUGCCGCCGCUACCGGUGGCGACGAGGAAUGGGCCAAAUUCAAGGCACUAACCUCCGGCGUUGAUAGCAUCCUACACAAGACCCAGGACGAGCUCGAUCGGAUUAAGAAGGAGUCCUUCUACCAGCGCCUUCCCUCGGCUGCCGAAAAGAAGAAGCAGGAGGAGGAGGAGGCCGCCCGCCUCCAUCAAGAACGUCUCGAACGUGAACGUCAGCGUUUAGCGCAGAUCGAAGCUCAACGCGACAAGCUAGCCGAGGCUGUGGUCCAGCUAUCCGAAUCCGAGGACGAGCAUAUUGACGACGAGGCCGAUGAUAUCUUUGCCACCGAUUAUAUCGAGGCUAUAACCAGCGGUGAACUACAAUUAGCCGUUGUUCCCGAUUCCCCAGUAUUUGCCCAAGACGACGGACCGGAUCCCUUUGAUACCGCUUACGCGGAGAAGGUUAUCGUUGGUGCGGAUCGUUCCAAGGGCAACAAGAAGCUAGUGAGUCUUGGGGCAGCCGUUGAGGUUCUAUCCGGUCGCGUUGAUCGCGAGCACGCCGUUGCCUUAGCGAAUCCCAAACGGAAGCUACGCAAGGGUAUCCAAAAUCUUUUGCUUAGCGAAAGCGUUGAGCUAGCCGAUCCGGAGGCGGAUCUUUUAGCCGGAGCAGAGCCGCAGCAGCACAAUCUCCUAGACGAUCUUGACGAGGAAUUGCCAGAAUCAACGGCCCCCAUUGAUCUCAGUGUUUCGCUGCAUUUGCAUUUGAUAAAGCCCAAGCCGAAAGAGGAAGACGACGACGAGGAGGAGGGAGAAGAGAAAGAGAAGGCAGAGCAGGAGGCAGGACUUCAUCCGGAUUUAUCGGAAUUCGAUGCCCUCAAGGACGAGGAGGACGACGAGUUUGCUGAAUUAGCUGCCGAGUCGCUAACCAAAAAGGAAGAAGUGACCAUCGUUAGUCAAGUUCAUCUACCAACAGCGGAGUUAACCAGCGAGGCCAGUUGGGCGGAGUUUGAGCCGGAACCGGAACAGGAUACAGGUAAACCCAAGCGUCCACCGCCACCAGUUCGUCCUGCCACAGGUCCCCACAUUGUGCCCGGCGCCAUCUACGUUUCCGACGACGACGAGGACUUGAAUCCCGACGACGAUCCCUUUAAUACCAACUACGCCGAGCAGGUGAUCAAAAAGACCACUGUCCUCGAAGAGGACGACGAUUUUGAUCCGCGUGCCGAAGAGCCGGCAGGCACUUCCUCACUAGCUGCUCCCUCGCAGCGUGAUUUACUAGCUGGGAGUGCCACAGAUCUUAGCCAGGUGGUGCCAGCACCUUUGGCCCCCACUCUAAGUGUUGACCAAGACCCAGAGGACUUUGAUCCCUUUGACACCUCGGCGGUGUCGGCCUUGGUACAGCCCAAGGCCACAGAGCUGCGCUUCCUGGAGCGAGAGCUGCUCAACGAGGCGGGAGGUGGAGGAGGAGGAGCUGAAGCUGGAGGCAGCUUAAAGCACUCCUUGAGUGAUCCAGAUUUUGAUCCCCGUGCAGGGCAAGAGGAACCUCAAAAGGAGCACUUGCCACAGCCCCAGGAGGACGCGGCCUUUGACGCCGCUCGCCGCAAAUCCUCACUGAGCCUCAACAUCCAGGCAAAGAGUGUGGGUUUCCUGGUACCAGCACCGGAUCUCCUAGGAGUAGGCAACGAACCAGGAGCCAAUAAGAAACCCCUAACGCCCUACUACGCCCCGGCAAGCAAGCCCAUCGAGGAGAGGGAACGGGAAUCCGAGGAAGUAGAUCCCUUUGACACCUCCUACGUGCCGGAGGCCAAGCUCAGUGACAUCGAGCUGAAGCACAUUGAAAAGGAUUUAGCGCAGAGCCUAAGGCAUAGCCUAUCCGAUCCGGAUUUUGAUCCUAGAGCACCGCCCACACCAGUGCCAGCCGAGGUGCUCCUGGCCGUCGAGGAGAAUAUCAACAUAAAGGUCUUGACACCAGCCCAGGAGCGCAAGAAGCUAACCAAAGGGAGGGGUGAUUCCAACGAAGAGGAGGACGAUAUAGAUCCCUUUGACACCUCGAUAGCUGCCAAUCUAAGACCAGGAGAGACGGAACUGAAGCUGCUGGAAAACGAACUGCUGCCGGAGACGCAACGUCAGAGGGUGACCGACGUCCUAGACGUUCAGAGUGACGCCCAGGAGUUGGGUUUAGGUGACAAAGUGCUGACGCCUUCGACGCACACCAGACCGCAGGAGAAUAUAGAUCCCUUUGACACCUCCAUAGCAGAGAAUUUAGGGCCAGGAGAGACGGAGAUAAAGCUGUUGGAAAGCGAGUUAAUAGAGCGUUAAGGGUAAACAAGGAUAA